AUGGAAGAAAACAAACCGGGAGACGCACGACCAGACACCGGAAGGGAAUCACAUCCGGAUACACAUCAACUUACAAAUGGAGAGAACAAAGACUCAAAAGGAUCAGGUGCUAAUGAAGGGAAAGAGGUAUCUGCUAGUGCAUCUCAGAGUUCACCUGAGACAUCUUCCAACACUUCACCCUCACAGGAAGCAACUGUUCAUCAAACUACACAGGAAUCCAAAGAUACUCCCAAUAAACAAGGUCCUGCAGCUACUAGUGGUGAACAUUCUAAUGAACCUUCUGGCGCCGCACCUGCUUCUCCCAAUACAUCCUCUACACCUGGUGAUGGCAGCAGUAGUGCACCUGCACGUAACGGUCAACUAGACGAUGCAGCACCACAACCUUCUUCUCCUUCUCCAACCAAUUCAGACACAGAGAGCACCAGUGGAUCUGAAGCUGCGAAUACUGAGAAUGGCAGUACGUCUGCAGGGACUGAGGCAACAAGUAACCAAAAUGAUGGAGGAAAUGCAGAAACCACCACCACAACAACAACCACAACAACAACACUUCCUCCUGAACUCACAAACAACAAGAAGGGUGAUACAGACAGCAGCAGUAUCAGCAGUUCUGUGUGGGUACGUGUACCACUACUGAUUGUGGUUACACUGGCCUGUAUUCUUGUUGUAUGCUGA
This is a messenger RNA of Trypanosoma theileri, 672 nucleotides long. RefSeq lists its product as uncharacterized. The record is from RefSeq and is a predicted model, not a curated record. The coding region runs from base 1 to 672 and encodes 223 amino acids. The transcript has a single exon. NCBI's taxonomy places the organism in Eukaryota, Euglenozoa, Kinetoplastea, Trypanosomatida, Trypanosomatidae.